GACUUGCCUGCAGGUGGCAGUAAAGUACAGUGGCACUAGUUUCCGGAUUGACGAAAUUUCGGCACUGUACGGCUUCCGUCUGCAUCCGGCGUUCUGUCCGCAGUUUGUUAAUGUGAGAAUUUCAUCUACAUUUCUUUCCCCCCCACAUCAUAAAGCACAAUAUCGCCGGUCCUUUCCAGCCACAAAUGUCUUCAGACACACUGAAAAAGCGAAAGGCUAAAGUUCUUCGUAACGAAGCAGCAACUCCUGAGGUGAAGCGAGGCAGAGGCGACGCAGACCACCAGGAUGUACGUAUCUACAAUGAAGAGGUGGAGCUUGAUGGCAGGGACCAUGAGGAGGACUUCCUUCAGUUUAAAGAGUCGUGUGAAGGUUUAGCCACUCUGAUGGGUGAAAUACAGAAGCUCAAAGCCAAUGGGGCAAAAGAUGGGUCUGCUGAGAUUGAACGGCGACGCUUGCAGAGCUGCAACCAAUUCAUGACUUUGAAAAAACUCAACCGUCUCGCUCACAUGCGACUGAAAAGGGGCAGAGACCAGACCCACGAGGCAAAGCAGAAAGUGGAUGUGCUGCACCUCCAGUUGCAGAAUCUUCUGUAUGAAGUUCUGCAUCUUCAGAAGGAAAUCAGCAAAUGUUUAGAGUUCAAGUCUAAACAUGAGGAAAUCGACCUCGUGAGCGAAGAAGACUUUUACAAGGAUGCGCCGCAGGAGAUUUCCAGGCCACAACUCACCAAAAACGAUCCGCACCAGCUCACACUGGCACGAUUAGACUGGGAGCUCGAACAGAGGAAAAGAUUGGCAGAGACAUACAAAGAGUCUCAGGCCACCAAGGAGAAGAUCCAGAAGAGUAUUGAGGUCAAGAAGGAACACCUGAGGAGCUUGCAGCCUGGUCUGAAUGCCAUCAUGCAGGCCUCUCUCCCAGUGCAAGAGUACCUUGCCGUGCCUGUUGAACAGACUCAGAAACACACUGAGGUUGCUCAGCACCUGCCACCGCCUCUCUAUGUCCUCUUUGUUCAAGCCAAUGCAUAUGGCCAAGCAUGCGACAAGAACCUGAGCGUGUCCAUCAGUGGGGAUGUAGAUGAGGCCAAGGCUAUGUCCAAACCUCCAGAGGAUUCUCAGGAUGAUGACAGUGACUCCGACGCAGAGGAAGAGCAGGAAAAAACUAAGAGGAGACGGCCAACUGCUGGCGGCCAGCUGGAUGACAAAAGGCGAGAGAUGCUCAAGAGGCACCCGCUGUCCCUCUCUUUCGACCUGACGUGCAAAGAUGGCAGCAUCCUCAAUCUCUACUUCUACUACCUGAUAAACCUCAACGUUAUGACAGUCAAAGCUAAGAUUUCUGCGUCCACAGACCUCACCACAGCCAUCAGUGCAGGGGAGCUGGUCAAAUCUGAAACCAUUCUCAGCUGUCUGUAUUCCAACGAUCAUGGAAGAGAAACACCCAAUCCAGCCAACCGUUAUCAGUUUGAUAAAGUUGGGAUUGUUUCUUUUGCUGACUAUGUGGAGGAGCUGGGUCAUCCCUACAAGUGGGUUCAGAGUCUCGGAGGUCUACAUUUUCCAAGUGACUCCUCAGAAGGUGUGCUUGUGGGCAGUUCAUUGAGUGCUAGCCACAUGGAAACCACCAUGAAGCUCCUGAGGGGGCGGGUCCUGUCCCGCUUGGCUUUGCAUAAGCAGUUUGCCUCUUUAGGUAAAGUUACCGUCGACCGUGCACGUUUAAGUGGUGCUUAUGAAGAGCUGAGGUUGUUUCUUCUCUCCACAGAGCACAACAUCAUCCCUGUCAUCAGUGAGUGUCUGCACCUCUUUCCAACCAAGAUUAUUUCCCGCUUAGCUCAGUGGACCACCAUCACACACGAGGAGUACAAGGAAUUGACAUUUACACGCCAUGUGACAGAUGCUGGUCUGGCAAAAGAGACUGAUAUGUACUUUUCUGGAGUUAUUGAAAGAGGCACAGCUCGUCUCCAGGCUGCAGUGGUGCUGAAUCCUCGUUACCCAGAAAUCUCUCCCCUCUUCUCACUCUCGCUCAGCUGGAAGGGAGAGCGCAGCGGACGAUCUGAUGACAACCUUCGGGCCAUGGAGAGCGAGGUGAACGUGUUCAAAAAUGAACUGCGGGGUCCACGUCCAGGCUAUCAGGUCUUGACCAAUCAGAUUUCACGCCUGUGUGUCUGUCUGGAUGUCUACCUGGAGACCGAAGAACAGGAUGACGGCGUGGAAGGACCACGCGAGUUUCCCCGAGAAAAGAUGUGCCUGCGUACUGUGAAGGGUCCAAAUCGCCUGAAGCCAUUCAAAUACAACCAUCCUCUGGGCCUCUUCAGUCAUCGCUAAACGUUGGCCUGUGGUUCCUCUUCCAAAUUUUAACUCAUCGUGACUAUUUGAAGCAUUUUAGACUAACUGUAGACAUUUUCUAAAAAUCUUUCCAAUCAUUUCAAAAUAAACCAAUCAUCUUGUUUUCUUUGGGAAGAAAA
Molecule: messenger RNA, 2452 nt
Organism: Phyllopteryx taeniolatus (common seadragon)
Lineage: Eukaryota; Metazoa; Chordata; Actinopteri; Syngnathiformes; Syngnathidae
Gene: thoc5
Product: THO complex 5
Exons: 19
Coding region: 186-2312 (708 amino acids)
Biological process (GO): mRNA export from nucleus; positive regulation of DNA-templated transcription, elongation
Cellular component (GO): THO complex part of transcription export complex
Molecular function (GO): mRNA binding
Source: RefSeq, a predicted model, not a curated record